AUGGCGACCACCGUGGACAAGAUCAAGGACAUCGAGGCCGAGAUGGCCAAGACCCAGAAGAACAAGGCCACAUCCUUCCACUUGGGUCAACUCAAGGCCAAGCUUGCGAAAUUGAAGAAAGAGUUGCUAACACCCUCAGGCGGUGGCGGUGGAGGGACGGGUGUGGGCUUCGAUGUCGCGAGGACUGGUGUGGCAUCCGUGGGCUUCAUCGGCUUCCCUUCGGUGGGCAAGUCGACGCUCAUGUCAAGACUCACGGGUCAACACUCCGAGGCGGCUGCGUAUGAAUUCACGACUUUGACGACGGUGCCUGGGCAGGUCAUAUACAACGGUGCGAAGAUUCAGAUGCUGGACCUCCCGGGUAUCAUUCAAGGAGCCAAGGAUGGCAAGGGUCGAGGAAGACAGGUCAUUGCUGUGGCGAAGACGUGCCAUUUGAUCUUCAUCGUGCUGGACGUCAACAAACCCUUGACGGAUAAGCGGGUUAUUGAGACGGAGUUGGAGGGGUUUGGGAUCAGGAUCAACAAACAGCCUCCGAAUAUCAAGAUCACGAAGAAGGAUAAGGGUGGUAUUUCCAUUACUUCGACUGUCAACUUGACGCACAUCGACAACGACGAGAUCAAGGCUGUGAUGAACGAAUACCGCAUGGCGAACUGCGACAUUGCUAUCCGCUGCGAUGCCACCGUCGACGACCUCAUCGAUGUUAUCGAAGCGAAGAGCCGCUCUUACAUCCCCGUCAUCUACGCCCUCAACAAAAUCGACGCCAUCAGCAUCGAAGAGCUCGAUCUCCUCUACCGCAUCCCCAACGCUUGCCCCAUCAGCUCCGAGCACGGCUGGAACGUCGACGAGCUCAUGGAGCAGAUGUGGGAGAAGCUGAAUCUCAAGCGGGUCUACACCAAGCCUAAGGGCAAGCUGCCGGACUACACUGCGCCAGUCGUGCUGCGGAGUUCAGCGUGUACGGUCGAGGACUUCUGUAAUGCCAUUCACAAGACCAUCGUGGAGCAGUUCCGGGUGGCGAUUGUGUAUGGACGAAGUGUGAAGCAUCAACCGCAGAGGGUGGGGUUGUCGCAUGAGUUGACGGAUGAGGAUAUUAUUACGAUUAUCAAGAAGUGA
Saxophila tyrrhenica is the source of this 1107-nucleotide messenger RNA. RefSeq names its product GTP-binding protein rbg1 (gene RBG1). Gene Ontology annotation, biological process: cytoplasmic translation. The record is from RefSeq and is a predicted model, not a curated record. Gene Ontology annotation, molecular function: GTPase activity; GTP binding. Gene Ontology annotation, cellular component: cytoplasm. The transcript has a single exon. NCBI's taxonomy places the organism in Eukaryota, Fungi, Ascomycota, Dothideomycetes, Mycosphaerellales, Extremaceae. The coding region runs from base 1 to 1107 and encodes 368 amino acids.